Paracoccidioides brasiliensis Pb18 is the source of this 261-nucleotide messenger RNA. RefSeq lists its product as uncharacterized. The record is from RefSeq and is a predicted model, not a curated record. The transcript has 2 exons. Bases 1 to 261 code for a protein of 86 amino acids.
AUGGUUUUGUCCGAUAUGAGAACAAGCGCUUCACCCCGUCAAAGCUAUUUCAGUUCGGACCAUCGGAGGUCGAAGAGGCAGGGAAUGAGACUCUGGCAUCGUAACAAACCGGGGGGAAGGGGAAGGAAGGGAGCGGAACCGUUCGUCAAUGGCGAAACCAAUCGCCUUGAACAUCAACUAAUCAAUGAAAACCGUGCAACUUCGAAAAGUCACCAACAGGAUCGUCCAGCUUCCGAAGGGGAUAGCCAGUCGACUAGAUGA